Molecule: messenger RNA, 5576 nt
Organism: Bombyx mandarina (wild silkworm)
Lineage: Eukaryota; Metazoa; Arthropoda; Insecta; Lepidoptera; Bombycidae
Gene: xmas
Product: RRM_XMAS2 and SAC3_GANP domain-containing protein xmas
Biological process (GO): mRNA export from nucleus
Cellular component (GO): transcription export complex 2; nucleus; cytoplasm
Molecular function (GO): RNA binding
Source: RefSeq, a predicted model, not a curated record
UUUGGUGGUACCUACCUACCUAAUACUUUAAAGAACUAAAUUAUACAAAGUGUUAAAUAAAUUCUGUUCUAAACUUCAGUGUGAUGAGCGUCAUAUUGUUAAAUACCAAUAUUGUGUAAAUAGGAAGUAUGUUUAAUUACUUUUUGGUGACAAAUUUGUGUUAAACGAAAUAACCUGGAAGUUGUGUUAAAAAAAAACAAGUCAUAUCGAGGGUAAACAGUGGCCUCACUUGUUAUUUUUAUUGACAGUAAUUUUGCGAUUUUGUAAUAAUGGACCCGGGGCCUGCCUUCCCCCGUAAGGUACCGAAAAGUCCUGGGGUAGAGCCUUUUGGAAAUCCAAAAUCAUCUAUCACCUGUUCCAAUGUUCCGGACGACUUAUUCGAAGCUGCUACAGCCAAGAAGCAUUUCAGUAAAUUUGGUAGAGUUCAAAAGAUCAGGCUUUUCCCAAAGAAACAGAUGUGUAUAGUAGAGUAUGAAGAGCCCGUCUCGGCUGAGCGUGCUGUACUGAAUGCUGGUGCAUUUGAUGGUUUUAUGUUUGAUGUGACUCGUUCAAAGCAGAGAACGAGACGCAAAAGCAUGUUGCUUGAUGAUCCAGAUUGGCUACCAGAUCCUGAAGUAGAAAAGGAAUUGUCAGCUUUGAGUGGCAUGCCAGUCUAUAGAGUUCCACGUCAAAAACCAAUGGAUAUUGAAAAUUCAUCAGUGUCAAUCAAGUUGCCAAAAAGUCCUUUGAAAAUCAACAAGAGUACUAUGAAGUCCAAAAAAAAUUUAGUUGUAAAAAAGACUAUUGUUCCAAAGGUCCCUAGACAGUCAGUUGAAACUACUACAGCUUCACAGAUGGCCAGCGGAAUAGAAUCACCAAUAUUAGUGUCAUCUACACAAACAAGUAUGAGUACAUUUGAAGCGGCUGCCGAAUUACACCAGUUGCGUUCAAGAACAUCAUUAACUCCUGAUGAGAAAUGGAGAACUUUAGAUGCAAGGGACAGAGUCCUCAGAGCAUGGGGCGGUGCAGGUUCACGUCUCAAGGUUGGUGGUGCCACUAUUGGAACUUGUCCGGAUAUGUGUCCAGAAAAAGAGCUAUUGCAUCGACAAGCCGAACAUCAGGUGAUGACUUUGGAAACUGUGCUGGGUUCUGAUGGGGAACUCGAGCCAUGGCGCGCCGUGAAGCAAUACAGUCGCAGUUCAGCCGACCAGGAGAUACCGAUGUGCUAUGAACUGAGACCUGCUUCUGUCCUCAUGAAGACUUGUUCGUAUCUGCUGCACGAAAUAGCAGACACCACGAGACAGGUGUCAUUGGCCGACUGGUUUCACUUCAUGUGGGAUCGUUUCCGUAGUAUUCGCAAGGAUAUAACGCAGCAGGCACUGUGUUGUGCAGAUUCCAUACGUCUCGUCGAGAUGUGUGCCCGAUUUCACGCUCACUGCGCGGCUCGCCUCGCAGACCUCGAGUACACGCAGUUUGAUCAGAAAUUGAACACCGACAACCUCACAAAGUGUCUCCAGACUCUGAAGCACAUGUACGCGGACGUGGGACCGGAGCAAAAACCCAACGAAGCCGAAUUUCGGGGAUAUAUAGCACUUUUGAAUCUCGGCGAUGCCAACUUUUGGUGGGAGAUCAAGCAACUUCCGGACGAGAUACAAAAAUCGGAACCUAUAGUUUUGGCGAUAAAAAUAUUUAAUUGCUUAGAUAAUAAUAACUAUGUAAGAUUCUUUCGACUAGUGAGUGAGAAGGCGACAUACCUGCAAGCGUGUAUUCUACUUCGAUAUUUCAAUGACGUCCGCGCCCGAGCCUUGGCCAGGAUUGUCAAAGCCUACGCUCCAAGAGGUGGCUCUCGGUUUCCGGCGAGCGACCUCAUGAACGCACUCGCCUUCGAGUCCUUAGAACAAAUGGGAUCCUUCAUAAGUCACUAUGGCUUGAGAUUUUCUAAAUCGGAUGAUGUAGAAUUCUCAAUAAUACUCGACAGACAUCAGUUUAUUGAAGACAGCGAUCCUUAUGCGAUCGAACGCGCUGUUGAAUUGAUCGAGAGUAAAAGACAAAGUUCCGUGUGCGAAGUUAUUGCUGGAGGGCACAUACUGAAGCAAGAUUAUAAAAAUCACGUGCUCAACACAAGUUUUUACUCGGACGGAAAAUUAAAAGAGUCCGCUCUUAUUGCCGAAGACCAAGGGUAUAAUACUGUUAACGAUAGCAAUAAAGAUGUACAAGCAUUAAAAGCUGAAAUUCAGAGGCUCGCCCAAACAGAUAAAACUUUUGUAAACACGGCUAAAGUGAAUUUAUUAGUUAAACCUGAAGUGAAGACGCCGUCCAGUUCACCAUCCAAAGUUGUGCCUGAAAUGACGAAAGGCCGUCAGUUAUUUAGCUUCAAACCGGCGAUACCCGUAGCACCAACAGAAAUAAUCAAACAGUCGCCAGAGAAGAUUUUUUCUUGCGAUUCACAAAAUGUAUUUUCUUUUUCGAAACCGCAAAACACUGUCGAUUCAAAUAUUCGAACAGAUGCUGUAAGCAAAUUCAAAGUGCAACAUGGAAGAAGUUCAUUCGAAGUCAAAAGCAGUUCGCCAGAGAAAUCAAAUGCAACAUACAUUCGUGCAAGUAAUAGCAAUACUAGUGUUUUCCAGAAGGUUAAUGAAAAGGUAGAUCCAUCCCAAAAUUCACGAAGUUUGUUCAGUACUGUCAAUGCCGAAAUAAAGACAAAACCUAAAACUCUACCAGUUAGCGAUAAUAUAUUUGCCAAAGCAAUGACUAACAAAACAAAGGAAAACAUUGCGGACUCGAUAUUUCAAAACAAAAAUACUACUAUUGGAAAAGAUAAUAUAUUUACGAAAAAUGCUACUCACUUCACCAAAUUUAAUGAAAAUACAGCAGGUAACAGUAUUUUUGCAAAGCCGGAGAAGGUAGACGAGUCGGAUGCCAGGUGUCAGAAUAUAUUUGGCGGUUUUGGCAAAACAGACAAGAGCAUAUUUUCGAAACCGCAUGUUUUAGAUGGUGGUUCAUUUAACAAAUUGAACGGAGAAGAUAAAUCAAUAAAUAAAUUAUCGCCCGGCACUCUUUUUAAAAGCGCAACAACUGCCGUACCUCCCAAUGAAACAGAUAAAACCUACUCCAUAUUUCAUAGUAAAAAUAGAGCACAAACUGUAGCUGAUAACAUAUUGAAUUCUCUGAGCAAUGUACAAAAGGGGGAAAUUUAUGACUUCAAUCAAAAUGACGACGAGGCAAAAAAAUUAGAAGAAGUGGAACGAAUUAGACAAGAGCAUCUUAGGCAAGAGGAAGAAAAGCGUCAACAACAAUUAAAACGUCAAGCAGAAGAACAAGAAUUGCGGGAUCGAGAAUAUCAAAGGCAAAUAGAAUUAGAGGUGCUCAAAGAAAAACGAAAAAUUGCAGCGGAAGCCCAACGAAUGAAAGAAGAGAUACGACGAAGGGAAGAGGAGGAACGGCGGAUAGAAGAAGAAAAGAGAAAAAAGCUUGAAGAAGAAGAAAAGAAAGCUGAGCUAAAAAGGAAAGCCGAAGAAGAAAAACGUCGUUUUCUUGAAGCUGUAGAUAAAGAGUCCAAUGAACUUGUAGAAUUAUUAGUAAACGAAGUAGGAAAUGAAACUGUAAAACAGCUAAUGAAAGACGAAAUCGACCGUCUGCAGCAACUUGUCAAAUAUGCUGGCACCGUGACUGAAGAAAUCAUGACAGAGCUAUGUAAUGAAAUAUGUAAUUCCGAAAUGAAAGCAGAAAUGUUUUGGACCGACAAAAUACGCCGAAAGUGGUUUAGUGUUUGGAGAAGACAUUAUCUCAGAAAUUACAAUCGACGUUGUCUCUUAGAAGACACACCCGUAUGGCUAACGGAAAAAACAUCUACAGAAGAAGCUUUGCUACUUAGGAGGUCAGUUGAGUCGGCAACGUUAAAGAACAUGAAUGCAAUUCACAGAGGAUAUAAAUUCAUUGGUGAACUGAAGCAGACACCUCUCCCAGACCCAUAUAAUAUAGUCGAACUCAUCCGAUCUCCUCUGCUGAAACGUAUGAAACAAAUUAGUUAUCCUUACGACAAAUGCUUCUUUUGGAAAAUAACAAUGGUUAGCCCUGAGGAACCAAGCUGGUUGUAUCGAAAAAUAAAUAUAGAGAAAUGGAUAAGACACGCCUUCUCUGAUGGAAAAAAACACGAAUCUAGUAAUCUAAUACACGUUGGAAAAUAUACCUGGAAUCAUUUGAUGGACUUUGCUAUUUCGGUUGGCUUCAUUGGUUCUGGGAAAAGUGAUGUUGUAGAGGCAAUUGAAGGUACUAAUGGAAUUUUAAUUUACAGCACGGAAACUGAUAAAUAUUUAUUAAAUAGAAUUCAAGAAAUAAUAAAGCAAAAAUAUCCAUAUCAUAUUAUUCCCGUUGCAGUUGUAAUGCCAAGAACUAAAGACUCUUCAAAAAAUUGUGACUUGGAAAAACUAUUAACUGAUUUUGUCAAAGACAAAGUAAUAUCCGCCUAUAAAUUGUUUCAUGUGAAUUCGAACAAUCUACCAGACAUGUUAAAUUCAUGUACAAAAAAUGCAUUAAAAUGGCUUGCUAAGCAUUACCCACCGACGCCGCCUUUAGAGAUCGAUUUGUUAAAAUCUGUCUGCCAAAGAUAUCUUGGCAAUGAAAUAUGGUGUAACUUUAGAAUAGAAAAGGAUAACAGAGUGAGUUCUGUUCUCAAAGAUUUAUCGAAACUCGUUAAAUGUUAUAACACCGCAAUCGACAAAUUAACAGAGGUGAUUACAAAUGAAGAUAAUUUUAACUAUCCAUCAUUCGCCUUGGAAUUCAAGAAGUAUUUGGAUGACAAUUCUCCAUACCCAAAACCUUAUGAAUUCAUCUCAAGCAGUGUCAAAAAUGAUGAAAACAAUAUGGCCAUAAAACAUUUAAUGUCUGAUCUGAAAUUAGCAGAGCCAACUUUUAUGUUCAAUCCUGUGGAUGUUGAAAAUAUGCAGUAUCAAAUUCGAACUUACUGCAAACAAAUUGGUUGGCUCGAAAAUUCCGAUGAAAUUGUGUGCAAAGUAAUAACAGUCCUACCUAAUGAACUCACCGAUUUGAAUAUGUCAUGUGAGAAUUUUAAAAAAUACUUUAUGAAUUAUAAUUUGAUAGAUAUGCUGAACGUAAUUGUGUAUGAAAAAAUUAAUAGCUUAAAAAAUUUCGGCAAUAGAUAUGCUAUUUAUAAGCCUUCAUUACUAGAGGAAUUUCGCACUUUAAAUUGGUUACUUGAAAAUAAACUUCUAUUUGAAAUAAAACAUAAAGCUAUAAACUAUGAGGAUGAAGAUGAAAUAGAGUGUUUUAUUUUAGCUAAACGCCGAAAAUUACAUAUUGAUUCUCUUGAAAAUCUCGUGCUGGAUGACAAAGACAGUACUAUGGUUGAAGAAAAUAUUACAAAUGCUGAGGUUGGCAUUUCAAAGUAUAGAAAUUGUACUGAAGCUGUCAAACAGCUUGAAAUGCAACUCGAAGAGGGCAGGCAAAAAUCAAUUGAAUUUGAGAAUAUGCUCCAAGCAGCUCUCGCAAAUGUUUAAGUGUGGAUACAUAAGUCUAAUUUUUUGCAUGAAAAUUCUGAUAAUUUAAUUAGUUAACAAAUAAAAAAUGAUUUGUUUUGU